AUGCGAGCAGUGGCAGCGGGCCCUGGCGUUGCUCGGCGAGAUGUGGGAGGCGAUGUUGGAGCCCAACUCAUCAGCUACAGUGCGGGGAUCAGCGCGUGCGAGAAAGGCGAGCAGUGGCAGCGGGCUCUGGCGCUUCUCAGCACAAUGCUGGAGGCGAAGCUGAAGCCCGACGCGGCCGUUUUCAACGCUGGGAUCAGCGCGUGCGAGAAAGGCAGGCAGUGGCAGCGGGCUCUGGCGCUGCUUAGCGGGAUCAGCGAGGCGGAGUUGGAUCCCGACGUCAUUCAGUUACAGUGCUGGGAUCAGCGCGUGCGAGAAAUGCGAGCAGUGGCAUUGGGCUUUAGUGCUGCUCAGCGAUAUGUGGGAGGCGCAGUUGGAGCCCAGCGUCUUCUGCACUAUUAUUACAAGGUGCUGGGAUCAGCGCGUGCGAGAAAGGCGGGCAGUGGCAGCAGGCGCUGUCAGUGCUCAGCGACACGUUAG
Molecule: messenger RNA, 477 nt
Organism: Prorocentrum cordatum
Lineage: Eukaryota; Dinophyceae; Prorocentrales; Prorocentraceae
Source: the annotation of a GenBank genome assembly